Molecule: messenger RNA, 3274 nt
Organism: Nilaparvata lugens (brown planthopper)
Lineage: Eukaryota; Metazoa; Arthropoda; Insecta; Hemiptera; Delphacidae
Product: zinc finger protein 474-like
Exons: 4
Coding region: 1123-3162 (679 amino acids)
Source: RefSeq, a predicted model, not a curated record
ACAGCCGGCCAAUCGCAUUCUAGUUCGAGUGGGUGAUUCAGUUUUCAGUUCAGCGUUCAGCAGUCUCCAGUUUAAUUGCGCCGCUGUCGUUGGGUGAUAUUCCAAGUGGUUGAUCGUUCCAAUAAUUGUCGGUGUUUUCCUUCAGUGAAGAUAAUGAUUGUGAGAGAGUGCUAGAAAUCUAUAGAGUUUGGAAUUGCGGUGGUAAACAGUGAAGAUUGUAAUAGGCCUGCAUCAAACAACAUCAUACAUGGAAAAUUGAAAUUUACGUUCCUAAAUUUUCUAGCUCUAAAAGACAAUUCCAAAUUAUAUUCUAAUAUAUUCCUCGAAUGCGUAAAUAUCUUUCUGAUAGGCCUACGUUCAGUUAUUCAUUAAUUUAUCACUAUAAUAGUCGUGUGAAACAGCUCAUGGACUUUCCAGAUGAUUUGGAAUUUCAAAUUAUUUGUAUGAUUCUGCGACCUUCUCUUUCAAUAUCAAUACAUCAAUCAGUAUUUCAUAUUAAGAUAACUUUCAAUACAUCAACCCGUAGACUCCAAUUUCAAAAAUAAUAGAUAUGGAUUAUAUCACUUGUCUCAUCAGAGUUCCCUAGCUUAUCAUACCGUUUGUUUUCAUGAUAGAAUUGAUCAGUUGCAUUAUCACUUCUGUUGACUGACGAAGAAUGAUUGAUUGAUCAAAUUGUGCUAUUUAUUAUUUUGGUUAGGGUGAGUUUCCAAUGAGAUAUUCUUUUUCUUUUAAUUUGAAAUUUCCUGAAUUCAUACAAAGAAACUGAUUUCUAAUUGUACCUACUUAGAACUAUUAUUAUCAUCUGGUUGACAAUAACUAUUUUGAGGUUGAUAGUCAAGAAGAUACAAGAUAGAAACAGUAAUAAUAUUUAUUAAUGAAUUCAUGCGAAGAAACUGAUUUAUAUACAUUUUACGUAAGAGUGUUAUUAUCUGAGUUUCCAAUGAGAUAUUCUUUUUCUUUUAAUUUGAACCUUCCUGAAUUCAUACAAGGAAACUGAUUCAUAAUUGUACCUACUUAGGAAUAUUAUAAUCGUCUGGUUGGCAAUAACUAUUGGAAGUUGAUAGUCUAGAAGAUACAAGACAGGAACAGUUAUAACAGUUAUUAUUUAAUUGAUAAGCAGUUAUGUCAACAAGUGUAUACAGAAGAAUGCCGGUGCCAUCAACUGCAUCUUCAACAUUGACAGCCACUUGGCCGGGAAAAGUUGGCAAGCUACCCAAAAAAGUUGAGCCGAAAUCCAAACGACCAGAAACUGCAACUCUUGAAAAACCCCUCGUACUAGACCCCAAACUGCUACGUAAGCUAGACAUGACAACCUUGUGCCGAGACAAGCUCCUAACAAUCGAGAAUCUUAUAAUUAGUCCAAGAUCGAACAGCGGGAAGAAAGAGAGAUGUUCAACUGGGGAGCCGAAAACGAAACGGAUUUCGAGAGGUCUUAAUACUACUUAUCGGAUUCGUAGUAAUGGGAGGAAGAGGUUAGCUGAUGUUUUUGGAGCUGCACCUGUUGUAAAUAAUAACGUAGGUUCCCAGCUGACUAAUACAAACGCAAUGGAGACUGAGCCACAGGGUCAGGUGAAACGCGUGUCCAAAGUGCCAACGAAAAGAUCACCGCUGCACCCCAAAGAGAAGCGGAAAGUGGAAACGCUGAAAAGUGUGAAAGAAGCGAUGAUGAUUGAGUCGGUAACCGAGUCAGUGCCUCCACCCUGCUGCACAUGCGGCCGCCCUGAACAGCCGGAACGUCUCCACAGUCACCCGGUUCGAGUGCAGGUGAAGAAGACAAAACUACCCCGCUCUUCGGAGGCCGAGAACGUUCCCAGCCCACAAAUCCAACCGAAAAGCUCUGUACGCAAGCCAAACGCCAUCAAAUUCCGUAGCAAUCGAGUAAAUCUACCGGAACCCAUACUAGAAGUGGUGAAACAAUCACCAGUUGCACGUAAAAGAAUGAAUCCACCAGAACCCAUAGCAGAAGUGGUGAAACAGUCGUCACCAGUAGCUCGUAAAAACACGUUUCGGGUUGACGCCUCGAAAAAACCUGAAGUUUUACACAAACUCCCCCCAGAAUCACCCCGACGAUCGCCGAAAACCUCGCAGAUUCCGAUCAGCCGACGUCAGUUGAGCUCGAAGCCUUCGGUUCCUCCCCGGACACCUCCGCCGUUCGUGCCUACACUGAACCCCGUGCAGCAUUCUCCGCCCAGCACCGGUUGCUCCCGGGAACGUCCGGACACUUCGUCAGCGACCUCCUCGCCAACCUCGUCUCCGAGGAAGCCACGCACCGUGGUCUGCUACCUGUGCAUGAGGGAGUUUGGAACCGCCUCUCUACCACUGCACGAACCCCACUGUCUACAGAGAUGGGAACGAGAAAACGCCGCGCUACCGCCACAUUUGCAGCGAAGUCCACCGUCACGACCUGACCGCGCUCUCUCUCCCUCCCAGUGGAACAAGAUCGCCUACGAGACCGCCCAGGCGUCUCUAGUACCAUGUGACAAAUGCGGGAGGACGUUUUUGCCUCAUCGCCUACCCCUGCACGUGAAGGCCUGUCUCGGGAUCAAGCGGUCUAGCAUUGCUUCAGCCCCUCCCAGUGCUCUCCCCCCCUCCGCCACGGUCAAGGUAGUAGAGGAUUGUAAGACUGGCGAAGACUACAUUACCAUAGCAGUGAAAGAAGGCUGCUUCAUUUGCGGCAGAGUUGUGUCACCAGAAGAGCUAGCCAAUCACGAGGAGGCCUGCCUGGCUAGGUGGCAGGUGGAGAACGACAAGCUGGCACCGCAUCUGAGGCAUCCGCUGCCCACCAGGCCAGGGGGUGAGGAGGAAGGUGAGACGAGGGCAGACAGCCCCCAGAGUGAGGAAGCACCCGUGCACCAUCACCCAACUACACCCACUUUGGCACAGUCCCCACGCAAGCAACUGUCGCCACCCACUUUGUCGGUGACCACCUUGUCAUCAUCCUGCACUUUGUCGACACCCACUAUGGCGCAGUCCCCGCGCAAGCGGCUGUCAGUGUGCUGGCUGUGUGGCCGCGAGUUUGGUUCCGCGUCCAUCCGCAUCCACGAGCCGCGCUGCCUGAAGCGGUGGCGGUUGGAGAACGAGCAACUGCCGCCUGAGCGACGGCGACCCGAGCCGCAGAAGCCGGCUGUCGUCCUUACAUCAGGUCACUUUUACUUCAAAUAAAAUAAUCAUAGUGAGGUACACGUUAUAAUGGCAGUAUUCAAUCAACAUUGGUGUUGCUAUCCUCAUCUAUCAUUCAACAAAGCAGAUAGUGCUAUCAUUGUUUUUCAACAAU